UGCGAGACUCUCAAGUUGUUUCCAAUUUGAUGCAUUAAUAAGCCUCUGAAGAACUACCUAGAUACUACGACGACUUUGCAGUUUUAAGGUCGUACAAGAUCUAAUCUGCGAUAUUACAAACAAUUGACAGAUAGGAUGGAGGCAGAUCGUGCUGUCGCAAACCUGGCGCCGGAAUUGGAAUCCGUCAACCUCAACGGCGAAGCGGAAACGGCCCCGAAGACACCGAAGAGGCGUUUCAUUGGCAGAAGAGCCGCAGAUGCCAAAGCUGCCGCUCUGUCUGACGUGACCACCGAGCCGAACGCAACAAACGCAGCGUCCCUGUCAAUUGAGGAUAGUGGUGCAAUACAAGUUGCACCUCGUAGACGACCCGCGCGCCUUCUGAACAACGUGCCUGAUGAGAUUCUUCACAAUCAGGACAUCAACGAUGCCAUCGCGCUGCUGCCACGCAAUUACAACUUUGAGAUACAUAAGACUAUCCACCGCAUCAGAACUGCAAAUGCGACCAAAAUUGCACUUCAAAUGCCGGAGGGCCUCCUGCUGUUUGCAACGACCAUCUCAGAUAUUCUGACUCAAUUUUGCCCUGGUAUCAGCACUUUGAUCAUGGGUGAUGUAACGUACGGAGCUUGCUGUGUUGACGACUACACAGCUCGCGCCCUGGGCUGCGAUUUGCUGAUCCACUACGCACAUUCGUGCUUGAUCCCCGUCAAUGUCACCAAGAUCCAAACGCUGUAUGUAUUUGUCGACAUUCAAAUUGAUGUUCCGCAUCUGCUAGCCACUAUUGAGCGUAACUUCCCUCGAGGACGCACACUGGCUCUGGUCGGGACUAUCCAAUUCAACGCAACACUGCACGGAACCGCGACGCAGCUGCGCACCGCCGGGUACAAUGUCAUUGUCCCACAAAUCACGCCGCUGAGCAAGGGCGAGAUUCUUGGCUGCACUUCACCUCGAAUGUCAAGGGAUCAGCACAUUGAUGGUUUGCUCUAUCUUGGUGAUGGCCGCUUUCAUCUGGAGAGCGCCAUGAUCCACAAUCCGACCCUUCCAGCAUAUCGCUACGAUCCAUAUUCCCGCAGACUGACUCACGAGACAUACGAUCAUGCUCGAUUGCUUUCUGAUCGCUCUGCUGCACUCGUGCAGGCCCGGUCUGCACGCAAGUGGGGCUUGGUUCUCGGGAGUCUCGGACGUCAAGGUAAUCCUCAUACGUUGCAACUGAUUGCGAACCAUCUCAAGGCGCGCGGAACGCCUUAUGUGCACCUGCUGUUGAGUGAAGUAUUCCCUGGCAAACUCGCGCGCAUGCCCGACGUCGAAUGCUGGGUUCAAGUCGCAUGUCCGCGCUUGAGUAUCGACUGGGGCAGUGCAUUCGCUCGGCCGCUUUUGUCGCCAUACGAAGCACUCGUGGUGUUAGGCGGGCGAGAAGGGCGCUGGGAGCAGGGAGGGGUGGGGAAAGUUCAGCCGACCCUGGCGUCGACGAAGGAUGAAGAGAUAUUCUAUCCAAUGGACUUCUACGCCAAAGAGGGACUUGCACGGUUGAAAGCAGAAGAUGCUGUCAUUCCUAGUGAAUCAUGACAGCAGCAGCGUAAGGGGCACUGGUGUGACGCCUGAGGCGCGUUCUGGGUUGCGGGAGACAGAAGCCGUGUCAUCGAUAGAUUUCAGUUGUUGCACGUACGCAACUUACCGUAGCUUCGCGCAAUGUGAUUUUGACUUCGUGUCCGAAACGCUUCUCGCUGACAAUGCGAUCGUAGCAGACAGUACGUAUCUAUGGAUACCUGG
This is a messenger RNA of Dissoconium aciculare CBS 342.82, 1767 nucleotides long. RefSeq lists its product as uncharacterized. Gene Ontology annotation, biological process: protein histidyl modification to diphthamide. The transcript is spliced from 2 exons. Bases 136 to 1563 code for a protein of 475 amino acids. NCBI's taxonomy places the organism in Eukaryota, Fungi, Ascomycota, Dothideomycetes, Mycosphaerellales, Dissoconiaceae. Gene Ontology annotation, molecular function: 2-(3-amino-3-carboxypropyl)histidine synthase activity. The record is from RefSeq and is a predicted model, not a curated record.